CACAACCCCCGCCCUCUUACUCUUAGGCCCUUCACUGCUGUCGCAACAUACCUGCACCUAUAUUUUUCGUGCAUGUGAUUUUCGGUGAAUGCUGAGUUAAAUACUUCAUUUCUGGGUUGUUGAACCACGAACGGUUCAUAUGGUCUCAUAACCUUGCCCAUAUACAUACCCUAUGGUGACUAGCACAAUUGCGGAUUUCCUUGAGGCCGCAAAUCAGGGGCGUUUAUCUCCCAAAUGCUUUUUAGAGGGCUGUAUCGAAAUUGGAAAAGAGACCAACGGCCCGACAGAAGACCAACUACAACCAACGCACUUGGACAAUGAGCUAAUUUCCAGCGCGGUCCCUACUUUUUCCACUCUCAUUUCUCGCCUGAACCAGAGACAGGUCCUGCCAAAAUACGUCUUGAAUGUUCGUUUUCCCUAUACCACGACAGAAAUUAAACCGGAAUUCAAGACCGCAGUGACCCAGCUUUCCAUUUACUGUGCCCUACAGUCACUGGUACGGUUCCUAGAAGACCCCGAUGGCCCUGAGCCUGUGCAAUUCACAUCUGAAAUCCUCGCGGCAAUGCACUUCUCUUACAGCACGCCUUCCAGCCAUGAUACUCUUAUCCAGAUAGAUAGGCCUGAGACACAACCAUCUUCUUCCGCCAUUGACUCAACACAUACUCCAGACGGACCAUUUCGGGAAUCUCCUAUAUCACCUGGAAGCGAGGCAGUGGAAAGUUCGCUAGGCGCGAUCGCCGAGAAUAUUCUACAGACUAAGGAACGACCACAAAACAAUGGCUUGAGUCAAUAUGGUCGUGCCUUGGACAGAUGGAACGCCUUGCUCGAUGCCAAUCUCGACUAUAUUUCCAACAUCAAAACCAGUUCUUCUAUUCUAUCAAUCGUCGAAGUCAAAUCGCUCCGAAUUCUGUUAGAGUGGCAGAACGGCAAAAUUUUCGGCACGUCUAUUCCGACCCGAUUUCUCAACGACGUUCACACAGCAGCUGUCGAAGGACGCGAAGAGGGACUGCUUGAUGUUGGGAAACCGCCAAUAUCGAUCAAGAACAUUGAUCUGUUUUGGUUCUACCACUACCCUUUCAUUAAACUAUGGCUAGCAGAGUUCUAUUUGAUAUCGAUACCGACUGCCGCCUCAGAGCGAACUGCCCUCAAUAGGUAUAGACAGGAGGCUUGUAUCGUGGCAGCAACCGAGCGAGUAUCCAGAGCAGUGUACUACGAGCUUUGUCAAGAUAUUGGGGUCGAGGUUGAUCCAUCUUUGUAUGAGAAUGGCUCGGGCGCAUCGACUGAAAAGAGUGGUAUUCUUGGAGAUAUUGAAGACCGCGGAUUCGUCAUCUACGAGAACAUUGCACCAACUCCCGGUUAUAACACUAUCCGAAAGGCCCCUUUCUUUCCUUAUACCUUACCUCAGACAAUUUCAGCAACGAGUCUAUCCAGCAAUGUAUUCCCGAACUUCUCCAUCGAAAUUGCGAUCCCUCCAGAAAAUGCUGAUCUUGGUGCCAUGGUCGCUUCCUGUCCGUGGCUGGCAGUGACAGACGUCCAGAAUGAUCUGCCACAUUUUCUAUGGGACCGAAAGAACAAACGCACUGUUGUUGCACGGGACCUCUCGGGCUCCAUCCAAUACACAGCUAUUAGCCACACAUGGGGACGUUGGCGCAAGAAAACCCCAGGAUUAUGGCUACCGGGCGUACAACAUUGGCAAAUCCCAGAAAAUACGAAAUUCGAGGUCGCCGAUCUGCCUGAUAUGCUUACAAAUGUCCCCACGGGUACUGAAUAUAUUUGGUUCGAUCUCCUCUGUAUUCCGCAAGAUCCUCGCACUCCGGACCAUCCCCAGGAGCAAUGGUUAAAGGACAUAGCCAAGCGCGAAAUAGGCCGGCAAGCCCAGAUUUUCCGGCGGGCGAAGGUCGCUAUAGCGUGGCUCAAUGAUAUCGAGAACUGGGAUGGGAUGCGCGCAGUAAUCAGCCGAAUUGGGCUGCAAAGACGAGGUGUGCAAAUUUCCGAUCGCUUGGUAGACUAUCUUAAAGGAGUCGCCCAUCUGCCAAUUGAGCUUGGUGGUUUUCGCACCAGAGAGCAGGUAUUAGGUCUCCCUCCACUUUAUCAUCAAGUACUUCUGGAAGACGGGAGUAGGGUGUGGCAACCAAAUCUUUAUGCCCCAUCUGAAGACAUCUAUAUGGCAGCAAAUCUGAGCAGGUUAAUGGAAGACUCUACUACAAACGGCCAGGAAGAUCCUUCGGCAAAGGAGGAAAUGGAAGAUCCUUUCAAGGAGUACGUCACACCGUUGGAGGCCUGCGAGCAAAUGUUCUUCACCCAAAAAGACGCUUGGGACGAAAUGAACCCAUGGUUCUCUUCCCUCUGGACGCUGCAGGAGGUAUGCGUCUGCCCACAAAUGCGGAUGUGCACCAAAGGAUGGGAUUUGUUGGAAGUAGGGCCGCGAGGAGCAAAGCUGCCGAUUGGGUUCGAUGAUCUUGUUGCACUAAGUGAAGCCCCCUCGCAGCACCUCGAUGGGGAGUUCGAUAAAAAGGUCGGCUUUGUGGCAGAUGGGAUACCCGCCCUGAGUAGGCUCCUGCAACAGACGGGCUUGCAGAACCUCUUACAUGCAGAUAGAUCUACUAUCUUGGCUUUCGGGAAUCAAAGGUAUUGCCAGGAGAAUCGUGCAGAGGCCAUCAUGUCUGCGAUCGGUGUCACGGAGUGGUUCAAACAGAAAUCUUUUUCGAAAGCCGAAUCUCUGGACUCAAAGCAAACACAAGAACCAACAGAUCAUGACCCGAUGGACGACUUCCAGACGAGCGAAUAUCCUGAGGCUUUCCUCACCGAGGCGGCGACCAAACUCGGAGCGCUUUUCUACGCUUCUAACUUAGCCGAUAACGAACUGAUGCUGCUUCUCUGGCAGCUCAACUCCUCGUCAAGAGCAGUUGAAAAUGGCCUCGGCAGCAUGUUUCCUUUCGCUUCGAGAUCAAAAGUGCGCAACCAUAGGCUUGGUGUCAUGGGCGAUGCGGUCACUGAUCAUCCCUCAGUCAAGAGCUGGCGAGUAUGCAAACGCUGCGUGUAUAUCCGUGAAGCGGGAAUCAUCUCCUAUACGGGACAGAUACAAAGGCAGGCAGGGAGGGGCAAUGUCUGUGUGAUAAAUGGGCCUUUCCUUGGAGAUGCACAAGGGCUGACGACUGUGGAUCAUGGCACAAACUUGGAUAUGUGGGUUGAUCGCUUCCUCCCCGCGACGAAAAAUUAUGCAGUCUGCUUAGUCACUGCUAACUGGGGAUUCUAUGGCAUUUUGUUGAAAGAGCUUUCGUGUGGAAGUCUUAUCAAGGUUGGAACAUUUACACUUUUCACGGAAGGCGAAAUCGAGGUCGGGCGGUACUCUGUUGAUUGGAGAGUAUUGUAG
Trematosphaeria pertusa is the source of this 3373-nucleotide messenger RNA. RefSeq lists its product as uncharacterized. NCBI's taxonomy places the organism in Eukaryota, Fungi, Ascomycota, Dothideomycetes, Pleosporales, Trematosphaeriaceae. The transcript is spliced from 3 exons. The coding region runs from base 173 to 3373 and encodes 1066 amino acids. The record is from RefSeq and is a predicted model, not a curated record.